Molecule: messenger RNA, 1005 nt
Organism: Adineta steineri
Lineage: Eukaryota; Metazoa; Rotifera; Eurotatoria; Adinetida; Adinetidae
Source: the annotation of a GenBank genome assembly
AUGUUACUUCUAGGAUGGUUUUCUACUGGCAAUAUGAAUAAUGCCCGAAAUCAGCACAAAGCAUCAAUGUUAUCAAAUGGGGAAGUAUUAGUUACUGGUGGAUACUAUGGUAACAAUGUCGCUUUAAAUAGUUCUGAGCUGUUUGUUCCAUCGACAAGUACUUGGACAACUACUGGUAAUAUGGCUUAUGUACGAUGGAUUCACGCCGCCUCUGUAUUGUUAAAUGGGAAAGUAUUAGUUACUGGUGGAUGGACCGGCUCUAGUGCUCUAGAUAAUGCUGAAUUAUAUGACUCAUCAACAGGCACUUGGACGACUACUGGUAGCAUGACUGAUGCCCGGUAUAUUCACACAGCAUCUACAUUAUCGAAUGGUCUUGUGUUAGUUACUGGUGGACUGGACAAUAAUGGGGUUGCUUUAAAUAGUGCUGAACUGUAUGAUCCAUUAACAGGCACUUGGACAACUACUGGUAACACGGCUGAUAUACGAUAUUGGCACACAGCAUCUGUAUUAUCAAAUGGGAAAGUAUUAGUUACUGGUGGUGGAGUCUCUAGUGGUUUAAAUAGUGCUGAGCUGUAUGAUCCAUCAACAGGUGCUUGGACAACUACUGGUAAUAUGAAUGAUAUACGAAGUGCUCACACAGCAUCUGUAUUAACAAAUGGCCUAGUGUUAGUUACUGGUGGAUUAGACAAUAAUAGUGUUGCUCUAUAUAGUGCUGAGGUAUUUGAUUCAUCAACAGGUACGUGGACAGCUACUGGCAACAUGAUUGAUGCACGAUGUCUUCAUACAGCAUCUAUAUUAUCAAAUGGAAAAAUAUUAGUUACUGGUGGAUUAGGCAAUGGUUAUUUAAAUAGUGCUGAGUUGUAUGAUCCAUCAACGGGUACUUGGACAACUACUAAUAACAUGAAUAAUGUACGAGCUUAUCACACAGCAUCUGUAUUAUCAAAUGGAUUAGUAUUAAUUGCUGGUGGAGGAAAUAAUAACGGUGCUUUAAGAGAGCGUCCAUGA